AUGUCAGAUAAUAACAAUAUCUUAAUUAGUGAAUGUAUUAAAGAAUCAUUAAUUGAAUUUAAAGAAGUUUUAGAAGAUGAAUCAACAAUUGUUUAUCUUGGUGGCUUAAUAUCAGAAAGUGAAUCAUUUGAAGAGAUUAAAGACCAAUUCAAUUUAUUUUGUAAAGAUUUCGAUAUGCCAUUCAAAGAUGAGGAUAAUGAAAUUGAUAGGGUAUUUAAUCAAUUAAUUAAUUUAUUGAAGCGUAAAGGCUGCAUUUCCUUCUCCGUUGAAAGUAAGCCAAAAUCUCAUUUAGUCUGCACCAAUGGUGAUAAGAAAUCCGUUAAUUUGGAAGACCCAAAUCUAACAAUGGAGCAGUAUUUAUCAUUGACUUAUUCUGAAGACAGUCGUACCAGACUCGCAACUUUACGUACCAUGUGUCCAUGCAAGGUCAAAGCAGACAUUGACCAGUUCUAUGACAGAAUCAUCGAAAUGUCCAAAGACAGUGAUAGAAACAUUCGUUAUCAAGCAAUGCAUAACCUCUGCGAUGGUUCUCCUGCAUGGAGAGAGGAUGCCGUCAUCCAAACUUUGGAGUCAAUGCACAAUGACAGUGACCCAAAGAUCAGAAGAAGAAUUCACAACAUUCUCACCCACUACAAGCAUACUGGUAAAUGGAACAUUAUGUAA
This is a messenger RNA of Dictyostelium discoideum AX4, 663 nucleotides long. RefSeq lists its product as hypothetical. NCBI's taxonomy places the organism in Eukaryota, Evosea, Eumycetozoa, Dictyosteliales, Dictyosteliaceae. The transcript has a single exon. The record is from RefSeq and is a predicted model, not a curated record. Bases 1 to 663 code for a protein of 220 amino acids.